Molecule: messenger RNA, 1532 nt
Organism: Orussus abietinus
Lineage: Eukaryota; Metazoa; Arthropoda; Insecta; Hymenoptera; Orussidae
Product: tropomyosin-2
Exons: 7
Coding region: 269-1123 (284 amino acids)
Biological process (GO): muscle contraction; actin filament organization
Cellular component (GO): actin filament
Molecular function (GO): actin filament binding
Source: RefSeq, a predicted model, not a curated record
UCAGUGCAGUGACGGGGGUUGACCAGUAAAGAGCCAAGUGAAAUUCGGGACGACAGCCAAACCCGCCAAGCAAUUAUAGAAUUGGAUUCGAUUGAAACGUUCGGGGAGGCCUGCACCGCCGAUUAGUUUUAUUUUAGCUUAGCUUCCGAAGGCAUCCGGUUGUGCAUUCUCUCCGCUGAUCAUCGCUUCUUCCACAGUCCCUGGGCGGCUUGGAGAUUAGGAAACUCCAGUUUAAUCCCCGACCCGGUACGAAGGGAGACUCGACACCAUGGAGGCCAUCAAGAAGAAAAUCGCCGCCCUCAAGAUGGAGAUGGACGCGGCCAAUGAGAAAGUCGAGGUCAAUGAAACUAAAGCCAAACAGGAGAACUUGAGAGCUGAUAAGCUCUACGACGAGGUGAGGGAUCUGCAGAAAAAGCUCGCCCAGCUCGAGCGGGAUUAUUCCGUCUCGAAAACUCAGCUAGAACAAUCGACCGCCGACCUGGAGACUUGCGAGAAAGCGUACUCGAAGGCCGAGCAAGACAGGACGACGCUGACGAGGAAGGUGCAGGAGAUCGAGGCGAACCUGCACAAGAAAGAAGACUUGCGAGAAUCGGCUCAGCUGAAGUUGGCCCGUGCUUCCGAGCUUGCCGACGAUGCGAAAAGGAUGUGCAAGGUGCUGGAGGACAGGAGUCGGCUGGACGAGGAGCGCACCGAGAAGCUGAUGAUCGAGCUGAAGGACGCCAGGUUGAUCGCCGAGGAUGCGGACUCCAAGUCGGACGAGGUCGCCAGGAAGCUGCAGUUCGUCGAGGAGGAGCUGGAGGCUGCGGAGGACCGAGUGAAGACUAGCGAGGCGAAAAUCGUGGAGCGCGAGGACGAGCUCUUCAUCGUGCAGAACAUCGUCAAGUCGCUGGAGGUGUCCGAGGAGAAGGCGAACGCGCGAGUGGCCGCCUUCAAGGUGCAGCUGAAGGGACUGAAGGUGAAGCUGAAGGCAGCGGAGAAGAGAGCCGUCCUCGCCGAGAGGGCCGUCAAGGCGCUCCUCAAGGACGUGGACAUGAAGGAAGACGAGCUGAGGGAGCAGAAGGAGAAGUACAAGGCGAUCUGCGACGACCUGGACAACACCUUCGCCGAGAUGACGGGAUACUAGACCACCUCCAGGCCUCCCUCCGACCUUUCCACGCUUUCCGCUUCGCUUCGCCAUUCGAUGAGAGUGUGACAGUGCUUCGCCGCGGGCUGAUAAUUAUAAAAAGAUCCGAAUCUCGGCUCGAUCACUUGGCAUUAACUAUCGGGAGCUGCUUACCGCUUGCGUCGCUAACUAGCGGGCUAAAAAUGCACGCCGCUUUUGACCGUAACGCCGCUUAGCCUGCCAAGAACAUUGCCAAAGAGCGCCGCUGACGCUGACAGUCCUCCCCGUAGAGGCGACAGUCCGUAUUGACGAGUGUAUUUAUUUUUUUCAGAGGAGUCCGGAGUACUCGGAGCGCCUCGUGUUCGCGCCAUCGGUUGCCUUUAACGUUGUGCCGGUUAUUGUAUUUUCAAUAAAGCCACUUGAGCGAAGA